AUGUCAUCUAGAAAAAAGAACAUCCUCAAAGUUAUCAUACUUGGCGACUCUGGAGUUGGAAAGACCUCCCUCAUGCAUAGAUAUGUUAACGACAAGUUUUCUCAGCAAUACAAAGCGACCAUUGGAGCAGACUUCUUGACAAAAGAAGUGACGGUUGAUGAUGAUAAGGUGGCUACAAUGCAGGUGUGGGACACUGCUGGACAGGAGCGGUUCCAGUCGCUUGGCGUCGCGUUUUAUCGAGGUGCAGACUGCUGCGUAUUGGUCUACGAUGUGACGAAUGCAAAAUCAUUUGAAAAUAUCAAAUCGUGGCGGGACGAAUUUCUCAUCCACGCCAACGUUUCAUCUCCAGAAACUUUCCCCUUUGUGAUACUCGGCAAUAAGGUCGAUGUCGAAGAUUCCAAAAAAGUUGUAUCGUCUCGCGCAGCACAAGAACUUGCCAAAUCCCUGGGUAACGUUCCUCUUUUCUUCACCAGUGCCAAGGGCUCCGUAAAUGUCGACACAGCAUUUGAAGAGAUUGCGCGAAGUGCUUUGCAGCAGAGUCAGGCCGACGCAGAUGCCUUUGAGGACGAGUUCAAUGAUGCGAUCAAUAUACAACUGGAUGGUGAACCCAGCAGCUGCGCCUGCUGA
This is a messenger RNA of Lachancea mirantina, 627 nucleotides long. The record is from the annotation of a GenBank genome assembly. NCBI's taxonomy places the organism in Eukaryota, Fungi, Ascomycota, Saccharomycetes, Saccharomycetales, Saccharomycetaceae.